Girardinichthys multiradiatus is the source of this 2838-nucleotide messenger RNA. Its product is annotated as gastrula zinc finger protein XlCGF57.1-like. Gene Ontology annotation, molecular function: DNA-binding transcription factor activity, RNA polymerase II-specific; RNA polymerase II transcription regulatory region sequence-specific DNA binding. Gene Ontology annotation, cellular component: nucleus. The coding region runs from base 220 to 1914 and encodes 564 amino acids. The record is from RefSeq and is a predicted model, not a curated record. The transcript is spliced from 2 exons. NCBI's taxonomy places the organism in Eukaryota, Metazoa, Chordata, Actinopteri, Cyprinodontiformes, Goodeidae. Gene Ontology annotation, biological process: regulation of transcription by RNA polymerase II.
UGCGCGUUGCUCGUCUCUUGCACACUGACGUCACCAGAGUUUGGGGAGAAACAUCCGUGAAGACUCGGAGUGGUGGGAGCUGAGAACUACGCCUGCAGAGGGAUAUUUCUCCGUGUGAGGAAGAACAAAGUCUAACUUUGCUUCGCUGAGUUUGGAAGGAAGCUGAUCUCUAACUGCUCAGUAACUGUUAAAGGAACAUCUGAGGAGAAGCUAACAGAGAUGUGGAGGCAGCAGUUCAAACGGUGGCAGAGUGCAGCAGUGGGAGACAUUUCCCAAACCGCUAAAAAAGAGGAAGGAUUUCAGCGGCUCCACAACACCUUGGAGGCUGGUUUCAACCCCAAAGUUCUGCUGCACAGAUUAGAUGUUAAGCAGAUGCUGAUGGUUAAAGAAAAAGCUGCUGUAAACCACAGAGUUUGUGCUGACCUACAUGACCCAAAGCCCCUCCACAUAAAGAAGGAACAGGAGGAAGUCUGCACCAGUCUGGAGGAAGAGCAGCUUAAUGGGGAGGAGAUUGAUGCCAUCAGCUUUCCAGUCACUGCUAUUCCAGUAAAGAGUGUGGAUGAUAAACAGUCCCCUCUGCUGUUACAGCUUCAUCAAGACCAAAUUAGAGGCAGAGAGCUUGAAGAGGAGAACUAUGGAGAAGAAUCCAUCUGGAUACGAGAUCACGAAGAUUGUUGCAUUUCCUCAGAGGUUAAAGUCACUGAGAAGGAAGAAGAGGAUGAUGAAUCUGGACUGAAAACUAAGGACAUGGACAAUGACUGGAAGGAGAGCAGAUAUCCUGAGUUAGAUGGAAACAUUGUUAACAAACCUUUUAGCUCCUCUGACUUUGCUGGACAGCAUGUUCACAGUCACUCUAUUCAGAAACACAUGACAGAUUUAGAAAAAGGUUCUUCAAGCUCUUUGGAUAAUAAAUGUUUUACGGAGAAUAAAAGGGUGGGCUCAAUAAAGAAAGUCCAGGCUGGAGUGAAGUUGAGCUGUAAAGAGUGUAGUAAAAUAUGUAAUGGAAAAUAUGCUUUAAACACACACAUGAGAGUCCACACAGGAGAGAAACCUUUCUGUUGUGAUCUUUGUGGACAUAGAUUUACCCGAAGAGGAAAUUUAAACACACACAUGAGAGUCCACACAGGGCAGAAACCUUUCUGUUGUGAUCUUUGUGGACAUAAAUUUACCCAUAAAGCCAAUUUAAACACACACAUGAGAAUACACACGGGACAGAAACCUUUCUGUUGUGAUCUUUGUGGACAUAGAUUUGCCCAUGAAGCCAGUUUAAACGCACACAUGAGAAUACACACGGGACAGAAACCUUUCUGUUGUGAUCUAUGUGGACAUAGAUUUACCCAAAGAGGAAAUUUAAACACACACUUGAGAAUACACACGAGACAGAAACCUUUCUGUUGUGAAGUUUGUGGAAAAAGAUUUACGAGAAAAGACUAUUUGAAUACACACAUGAAAAUCCACACUGGUCAGAAACCUUUCUGUUGUGUUUGUGGACAGAGAUGUACCCAAAAAGAUCAUUUGAACAAACACAUGAGAGUGCACACAAGAGAGAAACCUUUCUGUUGUGAAGUUUGUGGACAUAAGUUUACCAAUGAAGCCAGUUUAAAUACACACAUGAGAAUCCACACGGGUCAGAAACCUUUCUGUUGUGAAGUUUGUGGACAAAGAUUUACGAGAAAAGACAAUUUGAAUACACACAUGAGAAUCCACACUGGUCAGAAACCUUUCUGUUGUGUUGUUUGUGGACAGAGAUUUACCCAAAAAGAUCAUUUGAACAAACACAUGAGAGUGCACACAAGAGAGAAACCUUUCUGUUGUGAAGUUUGUGGACAUAAAUUUACCAAUGAAGCCAGUUUAAAUACACACAUGAGAGUACACACCGCAGGUAAUCUAUUAAUUCUAGUGGCUAAUCUAUGAAUAAUAAAACUGCAGUUUGCUUUGAUAUAUAUGUGCAUUUACGUUAAAGGCAACAGUCUUCAAUCGUUGGUUUCAGGAUUUCUGUUGUGGCUGAUUUUUGUAUUUUAAUCUUUAAAAAAUGUUAAGUUGCGGAUUAGUUGUAUAACUGGUAGUUUCUUUUCCACUCGUGUCUGUCCACUGUAUUUAAUCUAUUGUCCACUGUAUUUAAUCUAUUGUUCAGAUUGAGUUUUAUCACAGGUGUGUUUUCUGUACAUGUGAACGCUUUGGUUUCUAAUACACAAUCAGAGGACCUUGGAGUCAUUGAGUCGACCAUAAACUCCUCCAAAUACCAGAGUAUCUUUGAGUCAAGAUAAAGUCAGCUGUAGCUUGGACCAAAGUGGGUUAUCAACAGAACUAUGAUCCCAGACACAAGCAAAUCUACAAUAGAUCAGCUAAAGAAAACAAUCAAGUCGCUGCAAUGGCCUAGUUAAAACCCAGACCAAAUCAGAUUGAAAUACUAAGAUCUCACCAGAGUUGUGCAGAAGUAAAUUUUUUUGAACCUCAAUGAAAUGAAAUAGAGUAAUGAGGGCCAAGAUAAUUUCUUUGUUUGUGUGUGUGCUUUUAGUCCUCUCAUCCCUGAGUCGGUCACAGCAGAUGGGUAUUCAUGCAGACCUGGGUUUUGUUGAGAGUUUCCUCCUGCUCUCUCCACAUGUUUGCUCUGUAUGAGAAUUUCAUCAAAGUCAAUGCCUUUAUGAAGCUGGCUGAGCUUCCUUAAAAGGAGAACUGUUUACCAAUUGCAAUAAUAUCCUGAAUUUUAUUUGUCUUACAACUAGGUUUGAAUCAUUUUGUGUGUAAUUGACUUAAGUCUGUGUUUUUGUCACUGGUUUCAAAAAGGUUUUAUGUAAUUUUAUGUAAGAUCAAUAAAAAAAUCUUAUUUUAACAGAA